Messenger RNA from Choloepus didactylus (southern two-toed sloth), 6471 nucleotides. RefSeq names its product vacuolar protein sorting 4 homolog B (gene VPS4B). Gene Ontology annotation, molecular function: ATP binding; ATP hydrolysis activity. Bases 263 to 1597 code for a protein of 444 amino acids. Gene Ontology annotation, biological process: endosomal transport; vacuole organization. NCBI's taxonomy places the organism in Eukaryota, Metazoa, Chordata, Mammalia, Pilosa, Megalonychidae. The transcript is spliced from 11 exons. The record is from RefSeq and is a predicted model, not a curated record.
AUGACGAAGACGGAAGUCCUCACGGCUCGAGGAGGGACGAGAGCCCAGAGGGGCUCCGGAUUGCGGAAGUUUGGUGAGGAGGGUCUGGCGGAUUGUGGAGGUCGGUGUGGUUUCCCAAGUUCCCGAAGGGCAGGCGCCGCUCAGGGUCCAAGAGCCACCAGCCUCCCGACAUUUGGGGCCACACCGGUCGCGGCUCGACGUCGAUCCUGUUGGCCCUCCCAAUCCCUGGUUUCUCCCCAGGGAAUCGCCUCGGAUUUCCGCCAUGGCAUCCACUUCAUCCAACCUCCAGAAAGCAAUAGAACUUGCUAACAAAGCUGCACAAGAAGACAAAGCUGGGAACUAUGAAGAAGCCCUUCGACUCUACCAACAUGCUGUACAGUAUUUUCUUCAUGUAAUUAAAUAUGAAGCACAGAGCGAUAAAGCCAAGCAAAAUAUCAGGGCAAAGUGUACAGAAUAUCUUGAUAGAGCAGAAAAACUAAAGGAGUACCUGAAAAAGAAAGAAAAAAAACCACAGAAACCAGUAAAAGAGGGACAACCGAGUCCAGCAGAUGAGAAAGGGAAUGACAGUGAUGGGGAAGGAGAAUCUGAUGAUCCUGAAAAAAAGAAACUACAGAAUCAACUUCAAGGUGCCAUUGUUAUAGAGCGACCAAAUGUGAAAUGGAGCGAUGUGGCUGGUCUGGAGGGAGCCAAAGAAGCACUUAAGGAGGCUGUGAUAUUGCCUAUUAAAUUUCCUCAUCUUUUUACGGGCAAGAGAACACCUUGGAGGGGCAUUCUAUUAUUUGGGCCACCUGGAACAGGAAAAUCAUAUUUAGCCAAAGCCGUAGCAACAGAAGCAAACAACUCAACAUUUUUUUCGAUAUCUUCCUCUGACCUUGUUUCUAAGUGGCUAGGUGAAAGUGAAAAGCUAGUUAAGAAUUUAUUUCAACUUGCCAGAGAGAACAAACCUUCCAUUAUCUUCAUUGAUGAAAUUGAUUCUCUGUGUGGUUCAAGAAGUGAAAAUGAAAGUGAAGCUGCACGUAGAAUUAAGACCGAGUUCCUAGUUCAAAUGCAAGGGGUUGGUGUGGACAAUGAUGGAAUUUUGGUUCUGGGAGCUACAAAUAUACCGUGGGUUCUGGAUUCUGCCAUUAGGCGAAGAUUUGAGAAACGAAUUUAUAUUCCUUUGCCUGAGGCCCAUGCCCGAGCAGCAAUGUUUAAACUGCACUUAGGGACCACUCAGAACAGUCUAACGGAAACAGACUUCCGAGAACUGGGGAAGAAAACGGAUGGUUAUUCAGGAGCAGAUAUAAGUAUCAUUGUACGUGAUGCACUUAUGCAGCCUGUUAGAAAAGUACAGUCAGCUACCCAUUUUAAAAAGGUUUGUGGACCGUCCCGAGCUGACCCUAACAAAAUUGUAGAUGAUCUGCUAACGCCCUGUUCUCCUGGUGAUCCUGAUGCCAUUGAAAUGACAUGGAUGGAUGUCCCUGGUGAUAAACUUUUGGAGCCAGUUGUUUCCAUGUCGGACAUGUUACGAUCACUGUCUAGCACAAAAGCUACAGUCAAUGAACACGACUUGUUGAAAUUAAAGAAGUUUACAGAAGACUUUGGCCAAGAAGGCUAAUCCAAAGCAAUAAGGAAGAGGUUUACCAUAUGUAUUCUUUCUUUCAUAAAUAGUUUUGCCUUUCUUGGAUGGCAUUCAGAUUAUUUCCAAACUCUUUUACCACAGGGAUACUUAGAUCUUACUUCAGAGCUCCUUUAAGUUUUAUACUGUACCUUUCCUCCAUUACCUAUUAAAUGCUCCUAUUAACAAAAAUUACAGAGUAGUGAGUUAUGAGGAAAUGAGUUAUAUAUGAAUGGCAAGUAAUAGAAUUUUACCCAGGAAAAAGUAGAUGGCAAUUAAUUGAGAUGCACAUAUUUAAAAUUUGUAUGAAUGUAGUGGUCUUUGCAAAGAGCAUUUAUCAUUUUUUGACUAAAGUAAAAUAGGGUUUCGUUUAUAUUUUAGAAAAAAAUUCUUAAAUAUCAUUCUUAAUAUCAAAGAAAAAUUUAUUUGCUUUAUUCAAAAUUUGAAAUGAUAGAAUCUUUACUCUCAGGGAUGGGUAGUAUAUAAUAAAACAGUAACAAGCACUAUGUUUGGGUUUGAAAGAUUUUGAACUGUGUUAUAGCCAGUGAGUGCCCUGGCUAUAAAAUUGAUUUCUGAGAGGUUGACUUUUUUUCUCUCUGUUUGGAUUUAAAUAUUUUCUUUAAAAGCAGCAAGCUUUUAUAUUUUAACUAAAUGAUACCUUUCACUGUGCAAUCUCAAGGGAACAACUUUCGAAAUUAGGCAUUGUCUUUACCUUGAGGAACAAAAUUGUCUAUUUCAUUGUCUUUUUAUGGCAAGUUUGACCAAAACAGGUGGUAAAUAAGUUUAUGAUUUUUAAAUAGCUCAUUGAAAUACUGUAAUGGGAACCUUUGCUAACAAGGAAAGGCCACGCUUUGGAUUAUGGGAAGUUCCUUCUGUGUGAUGUGUGUAUGUGUGUGUGUAUAUAUAUAUAUAAAUUUUUUUUAAUAUAGGCUAGAAAGGAUCUUGUCUUUUACCUUUUAGGUUCAGAGAACAGUUUAUCUUGGCCACACAUACAUUAUCAGUGUAAUGCUUUAUGAAGCUUUAGAAAUGCACAGUCUCAUUAAAUAAUAAAAUAUACACAUGAUAUUUUGUUAUUUUAAUAUCUUCAAAUAAAUAAUCUGAGGAUGUGUAUUAAAACACCUUAGCAUCAACACUAAGUUGUGCCUUGUACAUCUGCAUUGGCUAUACAUGCAAAAGAUUAUUAGUUAGCUAGAAUGAGGUAGAUUCCUUAAUUAUUGUAAAGUUCUACCUUGCAAAUGCUAUAGAAUAACUUGCAUUUUAAGAUAUAUUUGCACAUUUUACAUGUUAUGCUAUAUGGUUGCCUUUGGGGUUUCUGUACAGAUUGUUUUUAUUGAUGUUAAUGGAAAUCAUGGGUCUGAAAUACACUGUUCUUAUGUGAAGUAAAUUGAUAUAACCUACUAUUGGCUAUAUUCUGCGUAUGCUUCUUUAUUUUGUGACCUGGGUUGGAGAAAAUGCUAUCAAAAUUGGUUAGUUACAAAGAAAUCAUAAAACAUUAAGAAUUAAGAGUAUAUGCAUGAAAAUUCUAUUUUUCCUUGAUUUUUAUGUGAGGCUUGGGAAUUAACUUAGCAGACUAACACUGGAUUUUUUUGUGGAUACCCUAUAUGAUAAUUUAUGUACUUUAUAUGUUAAUCAGCAUCAGAAUUACAUUACAGUAUUGUUCUUAGUUUCAUAUUAGAAUUAUAUAAUAGUUGCAAUCCAGAAUUUUUGUGAAUCCAAAAUUUGUUUUGAGGAAGUAUUCUACUUAAAUUGAUCAGAUACAUGACCAUAUAGGAUGUAAGCACAGUUAUGAUGAGAAAUGGCUGCUUUAAUUACACAUAAUUCUUCAGUAUGCUUUGAGGGCUAUGUCUCAGUAGCCAUACAAUUCUAGCCAUAGCUCCAUUAUCAGAACUUCUGGGUCUAAAACUAUUCCUGGAACCCAGUAACUUUGGUUUGUUUGAUUUAAAAUGUAUUUGAUUUUUAAUACUAUUGAAAUACCAUUUACCACUUGCAUAAUUAGAUUAGAGGGACACGCACCUAACACGGUUGCCAUAAAUGUUGCUUGACGUUGUCGCAGAUGAGGUACCACAGAGUGUGUGGCAUCAACACUGAGGUCCUCAGGGUUUAAACUCUUACAGAUGCCCUGCUCUGUCCUACCUCAAUACCCUCGUUUGAAUACUUCUAGUACCCUAAUGAUAGGUGUCCUUUCCUUUUAGCUGCUAGUCCAAAUCCCAUAUUUCCUUCAAGACUUAGCUCAUGACUCGGGUAAUCUAUUCCAGAAAGAAUUCCUAAACUGUCCCCAUCCUACCUUUGGAUUUCUUUAGCACUCAGUUGCUAUCUUAAGAUUUUUCUCCAGUGCCAAGCAUGUUCUGUUAAUCUUAUUUAGAUCACUUCAAUUGUAAACUCUGCAAAGAAUUAACAUUUUCUCCAGCAAUUAGCAUAGUGCUGGACACUAUUUAUUAGGUACUUAGAAAAGUUUGUUGAAAAAAUAAGUGAAUUUUAUUGAUCUACUUCAUGGAUUAUCUGUGAGGCUCUUUAUAAAUUAGGUAAUUUGUUAGGUAAUAGUCACUUUGUUAUUACUGGUCUAGUGAAGUUGUGAUAAAGUUGUGUUUCUAUCUUGGUUAUUAGGGACUCUAAAGUCAGAGAUGUGCUGGAGCCAGCUCAUGCUGGCUCACAAGAACCAAUUGUUCUCAUCUCUUCCUGGCUCAUAUUGGUAGUUUGAAACACACAGAAAUCAGCAAGAGUUUCAGUUAACACAGUGCUGUACAAAGCAAGGAGAGCCUGUAGUUUAAAAUGGGGAAAUUAAUAUUAUUUGUCAUGUUUCCAGAAAUAAAGGAGACAAGUUCUAUUAUCUUUACAGAUGCCUAAAAAGCAUUUGAUAAAAUCCAACAUCCUAAACAAAAAAGCUUACAAUCUAGAAAUAGAAAGAAAUGUCUUAAUUUAAUAAAGAGUAUCUGCAAAGAAACAAAAAAUUAUAUAGCAAGCUUAUAUUUGUGAAUUAUUGAAAACUACUCCCUGGAGUUCAGAAGAAGACAGAGGUGCCUGAUAUCACCACUGGUUUUCAUCUUUGUACAGGAGGCUCCAACCAGUGCAAGAAAAAGAAAUAAAGAGCUUAAGGAUUAAAAAGGAUGAAACAAAAUUGUCAUUAUUCACAGAUGGCAUGAUUGCAUAUAUGGAAAAUCCAAAUUAAUCUAAAGAUAAACUAUUAGAAAUAAUAUAAAAUUAGCAAGGUGACUGGAUACAAGGUCAGAAAAUAAAAAUUAUUGUAUUUCUAUAUUCUGGCAACAAUUAGGAAUUGAAAUUAUAAAACAAUACCAGUUACAUUAGUAUCUGAAAGCAUCAGAUACCUCAAAAUAAAUCCACUGAAAGAUGUGCAAGACCACCACAUAGAAAACUACAAAACAUUACCAAAAGAAAUUAAAGAUGACCUAAAUAAGUGGGGGGAUGUGCCCUCUUCAUGAAUUGGAAGAUUCACUAUUAAAAAAAUGUCAAUUUAACCAAAUUGAUUUAUAGAUUUAAUGCAGUCCCACAUCUGAAUCUGGAUGGUUGAUGCAGAGGUGUAUACAUUUGCAAACACUCCUGAAGUUCUACUUUUACAAUAUGCGCCCUAUGCUAUAAAUACACAUAUCCAGAAACAAAAAUAGAUGCUUAAUAAGUGAUUUAUUGAUGAUUAGGGGAAAAUAGUUUCUAGUAUAUUUCUCCAAGCUGUAUCUGUCAGACCAUUCAUCCAUCAAUCCAUCCAUUGAUGAUCCAUCAGAAAUCUGUAUGUAUUCAUUGAAAGAUUUCUGGAAUGACUCUCGCCCUAUGUUCACUAUGUUAUUUGUGAGUAGUGAGAUUUGAGUUGAUUUUUUAUUUUCGGUGCUGCUUGUCUCCUUCAGGUGUAUUUUCAAACAUCACCUUCUCAGGCCUUCCUGUUUUUAAUUACAGUCCCUCCUGAUGCUCCUUAUUUAUCCCCAUGCCCUGUUGUUUCCCUCUGUAGCACUUACCAUUAUCUAACACUCUAUUUUACUCAGUUUUCCCUUAUUUGUAGUUGUCUCCCACUGGCGCAUGCACCCCACGAGAGGCAGCAUUUCUUGUCUCCGGUGUUCCCCGCAGUGUCUCUAGUAUCUACAAUAGUCCCUGGUCCCUGAAGGGUGCCAGGAAAUGUUUGAGUGAAAGAAUCUUUGUAUGCUUUCUGUUUGAGUACUUUACAAUGAGCAUUUAUAUUUUUGUCCCAUCCCCCCAAAUUUUAUUUCUGUAAACAAAGAAAAAAAAGAAACUUAGAACUGGAAACAGAUACACUGAGAGACUAUCAGUGGCUAAAUCUGGGUGGUAGACAUGUGGAUACUUAAAAUUUUUCCCUUAUAUUUUCAUUUUUGAAUUUUUAAUUUCCCAAAAUUAAAAAAAAAGAUUAAGGGACACUUACAGUCAGGUUAACAGCUAAUGACAGGAAUCUCUCUUUCUUCCCCAGGACUCCUAUAAAAUAACAACAAAUGUUUUAAAAAGAGAGAGAAAAACAGGACAACAAAGAUAUUCAUCAAACUAAUGUACUUGGAGGGAUGCCAGUCAACAUCCAAACUGCCGUCCUGGUUUGGGGAAUGCCUCUGGCCUCCCACCACAGGAACCAAAAUGGGAGCUCCUUUCCUUCAUCACUUGGCAGUCAGCACAUGGACCCUUGACCUAGCCGUGACUUUUCAGAUGCCGUCACCCAGAUCCUUUAGCCUUGAACAAAUAACACAAAGAUGGCAGGACAUUUAAAAACUAGAAUCCUAGUAGCAUCAGCAGCAUCAAAUUGGGUCCAGAAGCACUGGUGUAGCCUGAGUGCCGAGGCUCCUUUGGUCCUCCCAGAGAGGUUCCAGACUUUCCAUCAGUUCUGUGAAAAACCCAGUGUGCUUCCAAUAAAUUUCUAUUCUACUUAA